AUGCGCAGUCAUUGUUAUCAGAAUGUGUUAUCACGUCAACUGCUUUCUUUUAUCUUGUUCGCUUCUAUCGCACUGUGCACUUUGUUUUGGCCUACGACAACAGCUUAUGAAUUAAAUUACUAUUUGGACAAGUAUGCAAGGGAUACGAUACAGUCAAUACAUGCAAAUUUCUCACUUCGACUUUUAUCAAAUGCCGCUGAUGAAGAACUUAAUGCAGUGCUGUCACCACUAUCACUGGCGAUAACGUUAUCACUCACCAGUGCUGCUGCAAGUGGUAUUACUAAGUUGCAGAUAAACGAUGUUUUCGCGAAAGGUUUCAGUUAUAAUACGGUACAGAAGUAUUAUUCAUUACUAGCCAACAGAUUACUACCAGGAAAUAAUGAUACGAUAGUUGCACCCGGUCUCUUGGUAGUUUUACAUCUAUGUGGUCGUGGUACUUUAAGCAAUGCUAUGAUAGACAUCGCACGGGAUUUUAUGGCUGAUGUACUGCAAUUUGAUUGCAAAAACAGAUCGGCCACUGCCACAUUUAUCAAUCAGUGGAUUGCAAACCAAACGAAAUCAGAGUUUAAAAUCUUUACAAGAAAUGUUUAUAAUGCAGAUUGGCAUUUCAUGCUCGUCGAUAGCUUUUAUUUGAACGCUGCUUGGCAUUAUCCAUUUGAUGAGAGAAGGACAACUGCGAAGGAUUUCUAUGUAAAUGAACACACUGUCACUCAGGUGGAAAUGAUGUCCAUGUGGGCAUUUGAUAAAUUUAAAUACACCGAAGAUGCUGAUGUACAGGUUCUCGGUCUUCCUUAUCAAGUUGAUUCAAACCUUUUCCUUUACAUAUUUUUACCACGAGAGAAAUUUGCGUUAAGAAGUGUUGUGCGCGAAUUGACUGGGCGUCGUCUCCUGUUUUUGAUUGCAAGAUGUAAAAUAGUGGAUGUUGAGGUUGAAAUACCUCGAUUUUCGAUAGAAAAUCAUUUUGAAUUGAAUUUGCCAUUGGCAAAUCUUGGAAUAGUGGAAGCAUUUACCAGUCGAGCUGAUUUCCCGGCUAUUUCACUUCAGAAAAUGCAUGUCUCGACGCUCAUUCAAAAGACACAAUUUGAGAUUAAUGAGAAAGGUUCGUACCCGAUAAACAGCACUCAUGAAAUAAUAAGCGACGAGUUAACUGUUCUGUGGCAAGGUGGACACAUCAAAUUCAUUGCCAAUCAUCCAUUUAUGUUCGUCAUCACAAAAAUUGACCAAAUGAUCCUCAUCGGACACUAUUUCAGUUGA
Messenger RNA from Brugia pahangi, 1254 nucleotides. The record is from the annotation of a GenBank genome assembly. Lineage: Eukaryota; Metazoa; Nematoda; Chromadorea; Rhabditida; Onchocercidae.